Messenger RNA from Pocillopora meandrina, 8700 nucleotides. Lineage: Eukaryota; Metazoa; Cnidaria; Anthozoa; Scleractinia; Pocilloporidae. The record is from the annotation of a GenBank genome assembly.
GAAACAUUGAGUUAAGAUGGGAAUCCAGGGAUUACAGGAGUAUGUGGAAGCAAACUGCCCCACAGCUUGCCAGCAGGUCGAUCUGAAAGCUGUUCUUUAUGGGAAAAAAGUGAACAACACGGACAAGGCUCCGGUUCUGCUCGUCGACGCAAGGAGCUGUUUAAAACAUCUUUAUGGGCCAACUAUAGAUUGGGUUUGUGGAGGACAGUGGAAUGAAAUGUUGCGAAAUGUAGAAAACUUCACAAGAUCAUUUCGCCAACAGAAUAUCGAAAUUGUAAUUUACUUUGACGGCGAAGGCGAAUCAUCAAAGUUACAUCAAUGGAUCAAAAAUCAAAACGAAAAAAGACAGUUAACAAGGCAAAUCCUUAAUCAUGUCAUGAAAUUUAGUUGUUAUCCUGGAAAAAGACUAUAUUUUCCACCACCCGUUGUGGACACGUGCCUUCGACUUGCAUUCCUCAGCUGUGGUGUCUCAGUGUGUACGUCUAUGGACGAUCUCCACAAAGAGAUGGCGACUUAUUGCCAAGGGGAGGAUUUCGCGGGUGUGAUCGGCCAUCAUGCAGAUUUUCUUCUCUUUGACGUUCCGAAUUAUUUUUCCGCCGAUCACAUAAAAUUUUCCAAGAAAGACAUUACUACGAUGCGAUUCAACCGGGAAGCAGUCCUGAACGAACUGAAACUGCACCACGAUCGUCUAGGAUUGUUCGCUAGUUUGCUAGGUACGCCUUUUAUUCCAGAAGACAACCUUGGUUCAUUCUACUGGAAUCUUUUAGGUCCGGAUCAUCCCUUAGCAAAAGUACAGGUUAGUUUUUUUUUAAUUUUUAAUUUCAUGAAUGAUUUAUUGAAUGUAAUUAAUUGGUAGAGGCUUAGCAAAAUAUUCAAAAUAUAAACUUUUGUAGUUAUUUUUCAAUUUCUCUUAUUCUUGCGGAGGAAGCUCAAGUUGACCCUUUUUCUGACAAAUCAGUCAAUUUCAUAUUUUAUGUGUUAUCUAUUGUAAUUAUUUGGUUUAAAAUGAAAUACUCUUGCAGCCAAGAAUCAUUUCGUUGAACUCUCAAGAGUGUCUAUCACACAGUUUCUUCCACAUUACCCAUUUUAAAUCCAAUGAAAAGGAUAUGAGAAGCAUGAAAACAAUCACUAAAUGGCAAAAUCUUUGACCUUAAAAAAUCAAAUAUCAUGAAAAUAUUAUUUGGAACAGUAGAGGGCAUUUGUUUGGAUAUUUAGUAAUCAUGAUUUAGGGUUAUCAAAUUUUUUGUCACAAUGAAGUCAUUGCCUGGUCAUCAGCAUGUUUAUCAGGCAAUGAGUUAUAACCAUACAAAAUUCUGACUAGGAAUUGCUCAUAACUGCCAGAAUGGGUAAUUAUAAAUCUGAUGUUAAGAGUUCAUGAAACAAAACCAAUAUCAACCAUUUAGCCCCUAAGAGUGACUGAUGUCAAACAAAUUCUCGUUGUUGUUACCAGGAAGUAUACAGAGAACAGUGUGGAGAAUAUGGAUACCAAUGUUAGGGUGUAGAGGGUGAAGGGAACAAUGAUACUCAUCAUUUAUUGAUUACUGUUUAUCAGUGAUCACACAUCAAAUGUUUGAUUAGAUAUUUCUAGAGUAUUAUUUUUGUCUUGAUAACUGACUUUUUUUAAAUACAAAUCUGUCACAAUUUUCAGGUGAAGGAAAAGCAUCAGCCCAUCUUCCCAGCAAAUGACAUCAUUAUCUCAAGUGUUAUUAAUUUUGUAAGGAAUCUAGCAGAUGUGUCAAACCUGCCAUGGAUUGCGCGUCAAGUCUUCCGAUCAGAGAACGUUGACCUGGCAGAAAUCGCUGAAAAACUCAAGAAAGCUGUAGAACAUUAUUCAAGCUCCCAAAGUGUGGAAACUGUGGUGCAGUCUUCUGAUAUUGGCCCAGGUAUUUACAGGAUGCAUUUCACAUGUAAUCCAAGUAUUUUUCUAAGCUCGCAAUGUUCUUCUCUUCAUUUUUGAGGAAAUGUUAGUUUACAUUUGGUCUCAUAAUUGACCACUGGCCAUGUAGUUAAGACACAGGGUUGUGUUAAAAAAAUAUUGUGGAUUCUCAAUUUUUUUUUUUUCAGAUACCUGAUUAAAAAUAAAAUACUUUCAGCUUGUAUUGAGAUGCAUGAUACAAUUCAGAAGGGUCUUGGUUUUAAGUUUUUUUUUUCUUAAGGAGCUCAGACUAGUCUAACCUUAAAAAUCUCAUGAGUGACCAAGACAUCAAUACAAUAUCAAGCACACAAGUGAUGAGAAUAUGAGAAAAUUUCAGUUAAAGGAUAGUUGAUCUAAUACCAAAUUCUCAGCUCUAAAAACAUAAGAAUGGCAUGCCAGACUACAAUGAUUAUUACUAACGAGAUCUUGGGAGUGAAAGGGUUACUUUAUAUUUAACCUUUUUUUUUUUUUUUUUUUCCUUUUUCGUACAGGCCGAAAACAAAAUGAACAUCAGUAUCAAAAGAUGUGGCAACACUGGCAACAGCACCAGUUUGUUCCAAAACCUGUUACUCCACCACAAAAAGACACAGUAGUUGUUGUAAGUUGAGUUCUAGUGCUUCUUUGAUGUAGUUUUAAUGUCGAUCUUCACAUGAGUUGAACUAAGCUGAGAGAAUUAAGUUCAUGGUAGAUUUGAAUCAAUAGAGUUCAUCCUGCUGAAUUUGGAUUGACUUAAACAUUCUGUCCAUCUGUUUCAGAUUAAAUGUGGAACAAAUGUCAAACUUUUCAUGAAUUGAACUUUAUGAACAAAGUACAAAUUGCUUUUUUUGAAAUCCUGCUAUUCGAAAGAUUUGUUGGUUUGGUUUGAGGAGUGUGUUCUGUGUUAGAACAUUACAAGUUAGGGUGGACAAAACUUGCAAUUUAGUCUGUCUCAGGUGAAGUUCAACAUUUGAACUGGGUCUUUUAGGAUAGGUUUAUAAAGUAUAGGCUGGAUUUUAAAGACUAAGAUCUGACAGAAUUUCUGGAGUAAACUUCUUGGAAAGUCAAUCAUUUUACACUGCUUACUUUUGUUUGUUGUUUUUGUAGCUACCACAAAGUAAUGACAGCACAAAGCAAAUUCCAAAUAUCACAGAUCUACAGCAGAGUUUAUCUGCACUUCAAGUUCAAGACUCCCCAGAAGCAUCUGUCAUGCAUUCAUUGCCAUUAUCGCCCCCAGGGGACCCCCAAGACUUGCAAGUUACUAUACCACCUCUUUCACCUCAUCAAGAAGGCUCCUUACUCACCCAUCCCCCAGUAUCGCCAUCAUCAGUGCUCCCCACCCCACCAUCCUCAUCAGAAACAUCACCAAUGGUGUGCAAAACUGGUAAAGGAGCUGCUGAUCAUUCAUCCUCUGCUGAAAACAUGAAAGAAAAAGAAAAAGGUAAGUUUACAGUUGUCUGUGAUGCAACAAAGUGGCUCAUCACAAUUUUUUGACGAAAUAAAUUUUAUUUGUCUCGUUUUUGUUGGGAUGGUGUUAUGAGUGAUUAAGAUUUUACAACUUUGUGUCAUCAGAUGUAGCACUCACCUUCAUUUUAUUAUGGAUGUUGGCUUGUGAUUAUUUCUUGUCAUAUCGUACCCAGGGCUCCAAGUUCCCUUUGCAAAAAAGUCACCUUUUGGCAACUUUUAGCUGGAAAAUGAUCACCAUAGAAAAAAUUUGGUUGCCAAAUAAAAAAAAGUCAUUGGAGGACACUUCAUGCUGCAUUAAUGGCAGUCAUAUGUUUGUUAAUUCAACCAAACAUUGAUGGAUUUUUAAAAAUUUUUUUUUUUUCAAAUCUGUUGGCAACUUUCACCAAAAUUUCAGUGACCAAAUCUAUUUUUCACAUGCCAUGGUAACCAAAACAAUCGCAACUUGGAGCAUUGCUGCAAGUAUCUUGAUCAACCUUGAACUAAACCUAUGGGGAUCAAUUUGUCCUUAUGAUUCAUUUAUAAUCGGUCAUUUACGACUAUCAACUGAAGUUGGGAUGAGUAAUGUUCGAUAUUUAGCAAAAUUUUAAUCACCAAGGUUGGUGAUUGACUCCACUGAUUUCACAGACACUUGGUGAUGGUCUGACCUUGUUAUUUUCAUGUUUUUUCAUAUAAGAGCCCACAGUUACAGGAGCUGUCCCAGGUAUAUCGCAACGUGUACUAGAUGUCACGUUACAGCUUCUUCAAAAUGGGAGAAUGGCAGAAACAGUGUACCAUGUUCUUACAAAAGCAGAAAUCACAGUUGACACAACUAUUGAAGAGGAGCAGUCGCCAGAAAGAAUCCCCUCAGCUCUGCUUUUCCGUAAAGUGCGUCAGAGGGUUUAUGGAAUCCUUUUUGACUUAGCCUCCAAGAAGAAGGAUGGUGGAGUUGAUAUGAGCUCCUUAGCAGUCAAGGAAUGGUGUGUCUAUGGUUACAGGAGGUUAGAUGAUCCUGAUAUCGUGGAGCCACUAGCACUUGACUGGGAUGUGCCACCUGUUGAAAGACUCUGGUUCAGCAAGGGAGCAGCGGCAGACAACAACAGGCUCAAGGCUUUCUUGUCAUGUUUGAUGAGUGACACGCCUAGUAUGACCCAGACUGUAAUUGUACCCAAGAGAUUAGUGAUCCUGUGCUGUGUUUUAAGGUAAUUUCACGUGCCUUUUGAUCGUUUUAAAGUACUUUAAUCCCUUAGAGUGAUAAGCAGCUAAUAUCUUCCGACAUUCCAUCCCCCUGACGUAAACAUUAAGGUCAUGAGAAUAAAGAAAAUGAUCAGGAACUCAAGGUGUUCUUGGUUGUUAAAAAAAUUAUCUAUGUCAUUACCAUAGGAAAUUAACACUUGAUCGGUUCUAGAUUACGCGCCACUAUUUCUCUUCGCCGGCAAGAACCGUUACGGACAUACAAACGUGUGAUAUCGACAAAGGUCAAUUUGUCAUAACAUAUAAAUGAGAUUGAGUGUAAUCUUCUGGUGCAAAAUGUUAUGCCUCAUUAGUCUGCAAAAAGUGAAAAAUCGACUUCGAGUUAUCGAGGGUAAAAUUACAAAGAAAAGUACCAAAAGGGAAGAAAAAAUCGCUUCGAGUUAGCGGGAUUUCGAGUUAGCGGGGUUUCGAGUUAGCGGUAUUUCGAGCUAGCGGGCUUUCGAGUAAACGGAAUUUCGAGUUAGCGGGGUUUUGAGUUGGCGGGAUUUCGAGUCAGCGGGCUUUCGAGUCAGCGGGAUUUCGAGUCAGCGGGAUUUCGAGUCAGCGGGCUUUCGAGUCACCGGAAUUUCGAGUUAGCGGGGUUUUGAGUUAGCGGGAUAUCGAGUUAGCGGGGUUUCGAGUCAGCGGGCUUUCGAUUUAGCGGAAUUUCGAACCAGCGGGGUUUCGAGUCAGCGAGGUUUAGAGUUAGCGGGCUUUCGAGUUAGCGGGCUUUCGAGUUAGCGGGCUUUCGAGUCGGCGGGAUUUCGAAUUAGCGGAAUUUCGAGCUAGCGGGGUUUCGAGUUAGCGGGGUUUCGAGUCGGCGGGAUUUCGAGUUAGCGGGGUUUUGAGUUAUAGGGGUUAAAAUUACAGUAAAUAUAUGAAGCAAAUCCAAGGGAAAUCAGUUUUGCUUCGAGUUAGUUGGGAAUUCGAGUUACCGAGGGGUUCAACUGCAUUUUUCUUCAAGUGAUAUUCUAUACUGAUGUUUACGUGUGUCCUCUUUUCGUGUACCAGGUAUCUCAUGUCACAUGGCCGUUUGGUGUUGUCAGCACGGGAGCUUGAUGCUUUCCUCGCCCAAUCUCUGUCUCCUCAUUUAACAACAGAGUGCAAUGCUUCGAACUUAAGAGAAAUCAAGCUCCAGCGCGUAGAUGCACGUGCAGUGCAGCUUGCCUCCAUUUUUAUGCGCGGUGUUCAAGCUGCCAUUUUCGCCAAUGAUGCUUGUGCUGUGCCUAUCCCAUGGGAACUUGUUUGUCCAUGGAAUUACUUUGAUGGAAAACUUUUCCACAGCAAAUAUCUAAUGGUGACAGAAAAUGCCUCGCUUCUUGAGCUGUGUGAUGGAAAGGUAAAACAAAAUGGCAACUAUUUUAGCUUAAGAUAGAAAUGGUUUGGUUUUGAUGCUGAAUAGUCUAGUCCAGAUUUUCUCUCCAAUUGAAGUUAUUGAAACAAAAUUGUGCGUAUCUUUUAAAUGGAGAUAUUUAUGUUUCCUUCUCUUUAGUAUUGCGAAAGUUUAUGCAUACGUGGGAGAUGCAUUGGCCAUAUGUCUUCUCAAAAAUGGCGCCUCAAAAAGAAGUCCGUAUUAAGGACAUUUCGUUCCCAGUCGUUCGCAACGCUUUGAAUGCAGGGCUUUUAAGCUUUCAGUGUUUAAUGUGGUGGACACACGAAACGGCAGUAAUUCUCGAUGAACAAGUGAUCAAAACAACGUUUCGUUUUCUUUUAUUUCACUCGAGGUUGUGUCACUAAUACUCUGCUUAGUUGAGCUUACAUUUAGGUCUUUUCAAUUGCACGAUAUCGUUGCAUAUUGAUCGACUUAAGGUGGAUAUUCUCAGAAGUGCUCGUUUUGCUUUACAGAGCGAUUUCCGGUCACAAUUGAAGCCGGCGAUCGCCGUUUUUUCAUCCGGCUACUUGUCUCUGGACCUAACUUGCUUAGCUCAGAAAUCCCAGAAAAAAAAAUUGUCUGGAACAAAUGAACCAUCGUUAUUUUCUUUUCAGAGUGGACGAGUAGAAAAGCUUCAGAGAAUGAGAUGGUGCAUCACGGAAGGUUUACCUCAAGACUUUAGUCUCAACCCUGGUCUGCCAUCUGCUGGAUUGUUACCACAUUUUCCAGGUCAUCGCGGUGAUGGCUUGCUCCCCACACCAGUGCCUUUUGCCUUUGGCCCCGUACCGCCUGCACUUCAAAGUGUCCCGGUGCCAAACUUUUUUCCAGCUGGAGCCAAUAUCCCACACCACAUGCAAGCGAUGGGCACAAACUUGAGGCGUGGACGUGGCCCUAACAGUAGGCAGCCCGUAUCUGGAUUGGGAGGCCAGCUAGAAGUGGCCGGUGUUCCUAUUGCUCGCUGGUCAGGUAACAAAGCAGGGCGUGGGUACAAUGACAAGGAUCGGAUCGUGGUUGGAGGUCCAUCCAGUGUGGAGAUGGGCAAACUUGGCAGACGUGGGCGUGGCAGUCUUUGGAUUGCCCGUGGUAAACGUGGCGGAGGUGCUGGUACCCGAAAUGUGACUUGGGCGGCGGAAGUUGAUAAAGAAUACGACAGAAGCAUUGGAUAUGUGGAACAACCAACAAAACCGAAGAAGGUGACAAAUAUUAGUCAGGUUCGAGAGGGAGGGGAUGGUGGAAACGACAUUCCCAUCGUGAAUCGUGGACGUGGUGACGGCGGAAAUGACCUAGAGGCGCUCAGUACGGAUGGAUUGGCGACAGGACUUCCCAUGCACGGAGCAUUGCAUCCACAUAAUCUUCCUGGACAAAUACCUGGCAUGCCUCAGUCCCCACAGAUGCAGUUUAACGGGCAACCAUACAGUUCACACUCACCAGAGAUGACAGGUCUACCAGUAGGACCAGGUCUCGACAAAGCACCAGGUGGUCAGGUUCCCCCAAUUAUCCUGGCCAAACCUGGCGACAUCCCUGCAAGCUUAGGAAGGGGAAGAGGAGUGAGCGCAGGAAUGGGUGGAGAAAUGCCUCCAUUUAAUGCGCAAUCAGAAAUUGUUGAAUCUGGUGGGAAAGGAAGAGGUUGGUGGUGGGACAAGCAGCAACAACAGCAGCAGCCGCAGCAGCAGCAGCAGCCACCCCCUUGAAUUAACAAUCACUGCACAGUUCGCUAAUCUUAUAUCAUGCUCGACUGAGAAAAAAAACCGUCUUUAGUGACGAUGUUUUCCUGCCAGCCUACCGCCUGUAUUGGUUGUAAGAAGAAAGGCUUUCAAGUUAUAAUAACUCGUAUCCCUCUAAUGUUGCAUUUAUUCUAAGGUGAAAUCAGGGGUUUUUACAGGUGCAGGUUACUGGGGGUUUACUUCCACCUCUUCGACCUCCUACUGCCGUCUGUUUAGCCUGGAAGAAGGCUCUCGUGUUUGGGUUUCGCCUUAACCCUUUAACUCCCAUGAGUGACCAAGACAAAAUUUCUCCGUACAAUAUCAAUACAAUAUCAACCAGAUAAGUUGUGAGAAUAAAGAAAAAUAUCGAUUUGGGGAUAAUUAGUUGGUCCAUUACUUAAUUCUCUGAUCUAACAUUGUAUGGUUGGCGGUAUGGAGAAUUACAAAUUUGAUCUGGGAGUUAAGAGGUUAAGGCCCCCUUUACAGGGCACAGCUGCCCAUCACACCAUCGGCAGGUGGAGAAAAGCAUUGAAACUCCUUUAAAAUACGAAUUGGAUGAAAAUUCCAUGAAAUAUGCAAUACUUCUUAUUAACAGCAGGCAUUUUCUCAUCGCUCCACGCUUUGUUUACGUUUUUUCCAAUUUGAAUUUUUACACACAGUUUUCCUUUCCAUGAUCAGAGAAGAGAAUAUUAAACAUUUAAUUGAUAUUCUGUAGAUUUAUCUUGCCAUCGGUAAGCAUUUCAAUGUUUAUAAUUAUUUUGGUCUGACAAUCUUUUUCCCAUCAAGAAUGAUGGAAAACGGUAAGUGGUUGGUGCGGAAAAGAACGACAAUCGGCCAGCCGACCCUCAUGUCAAACGUAGGCAAGUUUUGAAACGAUUUGUUGUGGUUCUUAUGGUUUCCCUUUUAUGAGAAUUUGUAGAUGAAAUAGAAAUUUUUCCUUCUAAGUAUGUUUAAAAGCACGUUUCAUUUCUGCGACAAAUGAAAAAGAUGCCUCUUAGUUUGUUAAAUGCAACUAAAACUGGUUAGAAUGUGGAAGCCAGAGGAGGGUGGGCGGGUCG